GUUUCACCAGCCCCCCCCAUACUCAAAUCAUGGUUUUUUUUUGCACUAAAAAUUAGCACUUAAUUAGCAUGAAUUAGCAAGACUAUUGUCAUAAUUUGCAUGACACUAUUUAAUGAGAAAUAACCAAAAAACUUUGGGGGGCUGGUGAAACGUUUCACCAGCCCCCCCAAAAUUGAAAAAAAAAGAUUUUCCCUAUUUUUUUAUCACCAAUAAUUAGCACGCAAUUAGCAUGAAUUGGCAAGCCUACGCACGAAAUUCGCACGCCAUUAUUUACCGAGCAAUCAGUAUUUCAAAAUUUUGACCGUUUCACCAGCCCCCCCAAAAUUGAAAAAAAAAGAUUUUCCCUAUUUUUUUAUCACCAAUAAUUAGCACGCAAUUAGCAUGAAUUGGCAAGCCUACGCACGAAAUUCGCACGCCAUUAUUUACCGAGCAAUCAGUAUUUCAAAAUUUUGACCGUUUCACCAGCCCCCCCCAAAAUUGAAAAAAAAAGAUUUUCCCUAUUUUUUUAUCACCAAUAAUUAGCACGCAAUUAGCAUGAAUUGGCAAGCCUACGCACGAAAUUCGCACGCCAUUAUUUACCGAGCAAUCAGUAUUUCAAAAUUUUGACCGUUUCACCGGCCCCCCCAAAAUUGAAAAAAAAAGAUUUUCCCUAUUUUUUUAUCACCAAUAAUUAGCACGCAAUUAGCAUGAAUUGGCAAGCCUACGCACGAAAUUUGCACGCCAUUAUUUACCGAGCAAUCAGUAUUUCCUUUUUGGUUACUUAUAUUAUGCAAAAAUGAAUCAAAAUAUUAAUACAAAUCAAUAAUACCUAUUUAUGAAUGAAUGUAUGUUUGAGUUGAUUUGGAACCACUUAUAUACAUUUAUUACUUGCCUGUUGAGAUACUGGACCGUUUUUUUUACGAUAAAAUUUAUGGUAGACGGGAUGUUGCAACUUGUGUACAAUCGAGAAGGAAAUUGCCUUUAAUAAAAAUUAUUGAACCUUAAAUACUAUAAGUUACAAUUCUAUGUACUAUUAUUUGAUACAUCAAUUAUAAUUUAUAACUAGGUAAUAUAUAUUAUUACGUACAUAGUAGAGUACACUUAAAACAGUGUUCAUAAAAUAAGCAUGUAGGUAUCCGAGGUACCUACGACCUACCUAACAUGUAAUCUGUCCCCAUGUUGCUGUAAUAUACCUAUAAGGAUAUACCUAACUUAUUAUUUGCCAUUUGGUAUUUUAAUUGAAUACUAUAACUGUGUACACAAUACGUUAAGUGAAAUUAGUAUCGUAUUCCGUAUUUUUACACGCUCAUCGUCAUCAUAAUAUAAAUAAUUACCAAAUACUUUAAAACGUUAACGAAUAUUAUUCCAUAAAAUUCUAUUUUUAUAAUUAUCCCUAUUAUUGUAUUGAAUUAUUUUGGUAUUCACUACAACUGAAUGUUAGAUACUACCUACAUCGUAGUCAUUUCUCAUUUUACAUUUGAUUUGAUCGCACUGUUUUUGUAGUAUGUGAAUGUGUUUUAUUAAUUAUUUCAAUAUUAUAAAGAAAAACAUUUAUUAAUACUUAAAUGGCUGGACGAAAGUGGGUGAUUGAACCGUCAUUGGUUAUCGAUGCUAUACUUUUCUACAAAGACGCAGUUAUAAUUACCAACGAAAAUGGUGAAAAAAAAGUUGCUGUUGCUACUAACAGUGUAUGGUCUGAUAUCAGUUCAAAGCUUGAUAAUCGCAUGUCAACCAGUGCUCUCCAUACAUUUGUGUUUAAAGGUAGACAUGGGAUAAAGGAAAAACUAGGAUUUCUACCUCUGAAAACAUUUCCUGUUUCUACAAAUAUUUCUGAUGAAAAUCAAUUGUCAAACGGAUCGGGUACGUAAUUUCUAUUUAUGGUAUUUAGCAUUUGGAAUAUUGAGGUUGAUUAUAUAUUAAAGUGUACCUAUUUUUAGUAUGUUUGUAUUAUAAUUUAUAUUAUACAAAUUAUAUGUCUUGUAGUUAUUAAUUAUUAUGCAUAGCGAGCCAUAGGUAUUAUGUACCUAGGUACAUUUAAGUAAAUAAAUAUUUUGAUAUCAUUUAUGAUGUUAUUAAUUAUAAAACCAUAGAGACGACGUAUGAAAUUUAAACACCGUAAUCGUAUAAGACGUGUAGUAGGACGUAUGUACAUUGACUAGGUAUUAUUUUUAUUUUGGUUUUUUUUUUGGGAACGGGAUGAGCGUCCAAUAAGGUAGGUACAUACUUAUUAUAUAAAAAAAAAUUAUGAAGUACGUAAUAUACGGAGGUAUAUGAAUAUAGAUCAUAUUAUAUGCAAGACCCUAUAGACUAUAGUCUAUAAUAGCCUGAUGGCUGAUAUAUAUGUUCAUUUUUAUUUAUAUAAUACCGUUUUAUCAUAAUGGAAAAUAAUAUUGUCUCAAUAUUUUGUGAACGAUCAACAACUGCAUAUGAGAUACGAUUCACUGUCCGUUAGCAUAUAUUAUAAGACGUAACUACGUAAGUAUAUUUAAAAUUAUUUAAGAGGUCGUUCCUAGAGCAUAUUACACACUAGGUGAUCAAACGCGCGUGUCUACGUUUUUUAAACAUUGUGAUUAUUUAUUGAUCAAAAUAAUAUUGCCACACAUGUUUUCAUAUUGAUAAAAUAUUCUAGGUUUCUUUGACGUUCUAUCGCAUAGAAUCACACUAGUUUAAGUUUAAUUAUAGGCAACUAAUCCCGCUAACGCUCUAAAAUUAAACCAUGUACCUAUUUCCAAUGAUUCAUACUGGGCGUUUAAACGUCGUAUUCAUUUUAUAAUAGUUUUAAGAUCAUGAGGUUUUUAAAAACGUCAACUUGCGCGUUUUAACUACCAAGUGAGUUUAGUAGUAUAUGCAGUAUGCACUUUAAUAAAAUAUGUUGCUUUGGCCAUGUACCUACUAAUUUAAACUUCAGUAGUUCAGUCUCUUGUUCGAUGGGAAGUGGAUCUAAUUGGUGCCAUAGGCAUGAGUAGGCUUUGUUCGCAGAGGCGGCUCCUUAUAAAGGUCUGAACCUUAUAAUUCAUUAUUAAAGACAUAUGUGACCAAUAUUUUAAAUAGAUAAACCUAGGUGAUAUUUACUUGUUAAAAGUUCUGUUUUAUUUUAUUAAAUUUUAUAAAUUUUGUUUUUGAUAUUAAUUUUAAUGCUCAAUUUUAUUCG
This is a messenger RNA of Acyrthosiphon pisum (pea aphid), 3130 nucleotides long. RefSeq lists its product as uncharacterized. The transcript has 2 exons. NCBI's taxonomy places the organism in Eukaryota, Metazoa, Arthropoda, Insecta, Hemiptera, Aphididae. The record is from RefSeq and is a predicted model, not a curated record. The coding region runs from base 1545 to 1847 and encodes 100 amino acids.